Molecule: messenger RNA, 14218 nt
Organism: Strigops habroptila (Kakapo)
Lineage: Eukaryota; Metazoa; Chordata; Aves; Psittaciformes; Psittacidae
Gene: DGKH
Product: diacylglycerol kinase eta
Exons: 31
Coding region: 124-3852 (1242 amino acids)
Biological process (GO): lipid phosphorylation; intracellular signal transduction; diacylglycerol metabolic process
Molecular function (GO): protein binding; ATP-dependent diacylglycerol kinase activity
Source: RefSeq, a predicted model, not a curated record
GCGCUGCGGACGCGCUGCCGGCCCGAGGAGCGGCAGCGGCAGGAGGGAAACGCAGCUCCGCGUAACCUGCGCCGCUGCCCGCCGGCGCUCUCCCCGCGGAGGUCGGGGACCUGCUGCGGGGGGAUGGAGCAGCAUGGGUACCCUUCCUAUAGCGCCCGCAGCCCCGCCUGGGAGGAACUGGAGUCCGGGAAGAUGGCCGGGGCCGAAUCGGGGAUGAGCGGCGCCGGGAUCCCGCAGCAGCCCCAGCCCCAAGCCCCGGCGGCGGCGGGGCCGGCGGACGAGUCGUCGGACAGCGAAGGGGAGCACGAGGGCCCCCAGAAACUCAUCCGGAAAGUGUCCACCUCGGGCCAGAUCCGCAGCAAGACAAGUAUAAAAGAAGGAUUACUACUGAAGCAAACCAGUUCUUUUCAGAGGUGGAAAAAGCGUUACUUCAAACUUCGAGGGCGUACCCUUUACUAUGCUAAGGAUUCAAAGUCUCUAAUAUUUGAUGAAGUUGACCUGUCAGAUGCCAGCGUAGCUGAAUCAAGCACAAAAAAUGUCAACAACAGCUUCACGAUAAUCACUCCAUUUAGGAGGCUAAUACUGUGUGCUGAGAACAGAAAAGAAAUGGAGGACUGGAUAAGCUCUCUGAAGUCUGUUCAGUCCAGGGAACACUAUGAGACCGCACAGUUUAAUGUGGAACAUUUCUCAGGGAUGCAUAACUGGUACGCCUGCUCCCAUGCCCGACCUACCUUCUGUAACGUGUGUAGAGAGAGCCUUUCUGGAGUCACUUCUCAUGGCCUGUCUUGUGAAGUGUGUAAGUUUAAAGCACAUAAAAGAUGUGCUGUCCGAGCAACAAAUAACUGCAAAUGGACUACAUUAGCCUCAAUUGGAAAAGACAUCAUUGAAGAUGAAGAUGGUAUAGCUAUGCCUCACCAGUGGUUAGAGGGUAAUCUGCCCGUCAGUGCCAAAUGUGCAGUCUGCGACAAGACUUGUGGCAGUGUUUUACGCCUGCAAGAUUGGAAGUGCCUUUGGUGUAAAGCUAUGGUUCACACUGCCUGUAAAGAUCUGUAUCCUCGUAAAUGUCCACUUGGUCAAUGUAAGGUAUCGAUCAUACCUCCAACAGCACUAAACAGUAUAGACUCUGAUGGUUUCUGGAAAGCCACAUGCCCGCCAUCCUGUGCCAGUCCUCUUUUAGUUUUUGUUAACUCAAAGAGUGGAGACAAUCAGGGAGUAAAGUUUCUUCGGCGAUUCAAACAGUCGUUAAAUCCAGCUCAGGUGUUCGAUUUAAUGAAUGGAGGACCUCACUUAGGUUUGAGGUUAUUUCAGAAGUUUGACAACUUCAGGAUUCUUGUGUGUGGUGGCGAUGGAAGCGUGGGUUGGGUCUUGUCAGAAAUUGAUAAGCUCAGCUUGCACAAACAGUGUCAGUUAGGAGUGCUACCCCUUGGUACUGGAAAUGACCUUGCUCGUGUCCUUGGUUGGGGAGGAUCCUGUGAUGAUGAUACACAACUUCCUCAGAUUUUGGAAAAACUAGAACGAGCCAGCACAAAAAUGUUAGACAGGUGGAGUAUAAUGUCAUAUGAGCUGAAAUUAUCAGCAAAGCCUUCUAUACUUCCAGUGACUGCAGAAGAGUCGGAGGAAUGCCAGAUAUCAGCUUAUGAGGACUCAGUUGCUGCUCAUCUUGCAAAAAUUCUCAAUUCUGAUCAGCACUCUGUUGUCAUAUCAUCUGCCAAAAUAUUAUGUGAAACUGUAAAGGACUUUGUUGCCAAAAUAGGGAAGACUUAUGAAAAACCAAUGGAAAAUGCAGAGGAAGCUGAUGCCAUGGCCAUUAAAUGCUCCGAGUUAAAUGAGAAGCUAGACCUGUUGCUCCAGGCUCUUCACACAGAAGCCCAGGCUGCUCCCCUUCUCCCAGGCAUCACUCCCCCCAUUGUGGAAGAAGAAGCAGAGGAAUUUUCAAGUGAAGAAUCCUUGUCUGAAAGUAAAGAGCAAUUAGCAGAGUGUGUCUCAAAGUCUUCCACCCAGAAACUCUUCAAACCAAGGGAACAGUUAAUGCUCCGGGCAAACAGCUUGAAGAAGGCUGUGAGGCAGAUCAUUGAACAAGCAGAAAAAGUUGUGGAUGAGCAGAAUGCUCAUAGUGAAGAACAAGUGAACCAGUCGCCAGUAGAAUAUAGCAAAGAAUUGGAUGAAUCCAAAGAAGAGGAAAAAGAGGAAGAUACAAAGGAACUUGAGUCCCCAUCGAUUAAAACUGCACCAAGAUCUCCAGAUCGACGUACAAGCCGAGGUAUCCAUUCUCAGACAGGCUCUUUCUCUGCUCCAGCUUUGGCUGCAAGCAAAGAAAACCUCCCAGUGCUUAACACGAGGAUUAUCUGCCCAGGUUUGAGGGCUGGUCUAGCUGCUUCUAUUGCAGGAAGUUCAAUUAUUAGCAAAAUGUUGCUAGCAAACAUCGAUCCAUUUGGUGCUACACCGUUUAUUGACCCGGAUCCAGAUUCCCUGGAGGGAUAUUCAGAAAAAUGUGUCAUGAACAACUACUUUGGAAUUGGGUUAGAUGCAAAAAUUUCACUAGAAUUUAAUAACAAGCGAGAAGAGCACCCCGAAAAGUGCAGAAGUAGGACAAAAAACAUGAUGUGGUAUGGAGUUCUUGGCACAAAAGAGCUGCUGCAGAGAACUUACAAGAACUUAGAACAGAAAGUUCAACUUGAGUGUGACGGACAGUACAUCCCCCUUCCAAGUCUGCAGGGCAUAGCUGUGCUAAACAUUCCCAGCUAUGCUGGUGGGACUAAUUUCUGGGGUGGAACCAAAGAAGAUGAUAUAUUUGGGGCUCCAUCAUUCGAUGAUAAAAUCUUAGAAGUUGUUGCAGUGUUUGGCAGCAUGCAGAUGGCAGUUUCAAGAGUCAUCAAACUGCAGCACCACAGAAUAGCUCAGUGUCGGUCAGUGAAGAUCACCAUACUUGGUGAUGAAGGGGUUCCAGUGCAAGUUGAUGGAGAGGCAUGGAUCCAGCCCCCAGGAGUUAUUAAGAUCAUACAUAAAAACAGAGCUCAGAUGCUAACACGAGACAGAGCCUUUGAAAACACCCUGAAGUCUUGGGAAGACAAACAGAAGUAUGAUUCCUGUAAGCCCGUCAUUCGAUCUCCCUUGUACCCUCAGCAGGCUGUUGAGUUGGCUACAGAAGAAGAAGUUGCACAGAUCCAGCUGUGCUCACAAGCUGCAGAAGAACUGAUUACCAGGAUCUGUGAAGCAGCAAAAAUACAUGGCCUCUUGGAGCAGGAGCUUGCUCAUGCUGUUAAUGCAUGUUCACAUGCAUUAAAUAAAGCCAACCCAAGGUUUCCUGAGAGCCUUACCAGAAAUACUGCCAUGGAGAUAGCUGUCAAUGUGAAGGCCCUACAUAAUGAAACUGAAUCUCUGCUAGUAGGAAGAGUUCCUUUGCAGUUAGAAGCUCCCCAUGAAGAACUCUUGUCUGAUGCUUUGCACAGCGUGGAAAUAGAGUUGAGAAAACUUGCUGAGAUUCCUUGGCUUUAUUAUGUUUUUCAACCAAAUGAUGAUGAGGAUCCCCCUCUGGAUUAUGCUAAAAGAAACAACAGAAGUACAGUGUUUCGCAUAGUGCCUAAGUUUAAAAAAGAAAAAAUUCAGAAGCAUAAGACCAGCCCUCAGCCUGUUCAAAAAUGGGGCACAGAUGAAGUUGCUGCUUGGCUGGAUCUGCUCAGUUUGGGAGAGUACAAAGAAAUCUUCAUCAGCCAUGACAUCCGAGGCUCUGAGCUUUUACAUCUGGAAAGGCGAGAUCUUAAGGACCUGGGGAUAACGAAAGUGGGUCAUAUGAAGCGAAUUCUCCAGGGAAUUAAAGAGCUUGGCAAGAACACCCCUUUGUCUGAAGCGUAAUUAUGCUGGUGCUCUUCCUAGAGAGAGAAGGGAAGGUUGCUGGAGAAGUAGAGCUGUUGCAGGCACUUAGCUGUCUUUGUAGUUUACUCUAUGGAAGAAUAAGCACCAGUGUUUGUACAGGCUAGUAUCUGAAUUCUCAUAUGGUGAAGAGCUUGCUGCAAGAGUACAAAAGGAUUUGUGCCAAAAAAAAGUAAAAGGCGGUAUGUUCUGUGAAGACGUUUUCUUGGUGUGCAAACUUGGCCAGUUUGGAAAAGCACAUUUUGGUAAAUCGAUAGGUUUAUGGUGAACUGCACUGACUGGAAAAUAUAAUCAAGAAAUGAUUGCUUUGCUUACAUGCAGCUCAGUACGCCUCUCUUUCUGCUGCAGCAAGAUACCACUGUACAGCAUGAGGUUGUCUGGUUAUCCUUCCAAGGCAUAGCUCCAUAAAACCUCCUGAGCAGGAGACCGAGAGGGUUUGGAGGUUCAACAUGUGAGCCUAGCAGUGCCGCAGGUACCCAGAACUCACUGGCCAUGCAGAAGGAAGGAAGAGAUACCUUGUGAUACCAUGAAUGCAAACUAUAAUGCAUGGUGUGCCUGCCUGAAUUGUCUGUUGUUCUGUUGCAUGACACAUCUGAUACUUUAAACACUUGAACAACUUUUAUAUUGGUUUGAAUGAGAUUUAAUUUAUUACUACUUGAGUGUUUUGUUGGGGUUUUUUUCAGUUUCAGGCACUUUUCUGUUCUUCAGUGUUGUGUUAUGCCUAAAGCGUGUUCUACGACAAAGGAUGUGUGGGUGUGGAAACUUAGCAUUUGUGCCAUAUUCAGCAGAUUAUAUGCAUUAUAUAUGAUUGAAACACUGUACAGUUAGAUUUUAAAUAUACCAUGUACAGAAAGUGUAUCAGGUAACUAACUUAUGAGUAUUUUUGAAAGACCGGUACCUCACAAAAAUAUCAAUUGGCUUCCUGCAUGGAAAAUGAUAAAGAAUUUUCUCAUGGUGCAUUUUAAUGUAGUUAUUCAGUUACCUUAAACAUCUGUAGCAUAUUUGAACUUCGAGGCACUAAUGGUUUUAUUUAUUGUUCAAAAAGCAGGUUGAAAGAUUAAUGAAAAAUUUUUACAGGAAAAUUCAUUUUAUUUAUCCUACAUAAGAAGAGUUUUAAAAUGUAGCAGCUGAUUUGGUUUUUGUGGGGUAAGCUUUUCCUCAUUACUAAUUAACUAGUACUUUAAAAACAUCUCUGUACACAUUUCUUUACAAAGGCAUCAAUUUGUUUCUUGUCAGCACUCCUACAUUGGUAGAUCAUAAAAAUUGAAAAACCAGACUCUAAGGUUUUACACUAUGCAUGCAAAAGAUGAAUCACAUGCAAGAUAGUAAUCCAUGAGUGUAAACUGGCUAAAAUAUGAAAACCAUCUUUGUUUAGAAAUUGCAUUAGACCCAAGUUUAUAAGGUUAUUUACAGUUUACUUAAAUGAAAUAUAGCUUCAUAAUUGAAUUUCAUGGUUAAUUUUUCACAAAAAUAUUAAUCUACUAGAAAAAUCAUUUGCAUAUAUCUACCAAAAAAACCCAACAACCUACUUAAAUGUUUGAGAUGAGAUGAGAUGGCACUACCUGCCAGAAAACUUGCACAGAAUUGCUGUCUCUGUAUGUUAACAUCGUGCCAUUGAGGCACAAGGAACACUUGACUUUUACUUAAUUGAGUAGCUUUGACAUUUCUUGCAAGUUAAAGAGUAUCUUAAUAUCUAUUGAUGUUUUCCUUGUAGGCAGCAGAGUAAGGUUUCAUUUGUCUUUUCAAAAGCUUAUUUUUUCCUGUUUAAAGGGGCUAAUGUCAAGUAUUGAAUCCUGGUUUUGCCUCCCCCCUCUUAUGAGUAUGAAGGGAGUCAUCCCUUGAAAUGUAAAAUUUAUUCCCCUGUUUUACUGAAAAAGAAAAAAAAAUUAAAAAGGAGCAAAACAGGCUUCAUUUAUGUCAUUAUAGUACUUUGUGCUCUUGCUGCUGUAGGUUCAGCAGGCAUCACUCCAGGAGCUCUGUGGACAUAAUUGAUUAUUCUGGUAAACAAACAAAAGUAAAAGGCUAUGUUCUAUUUGGUUUUCCAUAAAAAAAUCAACGAACAAAAUCCCUUUGCCAAGUGGCAUGAUUUUCAUGCUGUUGUAUGAAAAGCAUAUUGCAAACAAUGGGAAGUUGGGCAAAAAAUGGAAAGAUUCUAUUUUUUUUUAUGUACUUGACAUUCACCCCUUUAAUGAUGUUCAGAUGGCAUCUGUCAAGUAUUUGCAAGUUGUAUUUCCUUUUCUCUUUGUUUCUCCAUAAGCUACCCUAGAUUCUAAUGUGUGACAGCAUUCUAAUGUAUUGAUGUUACAGUAGACUACACAGUUAAUCUUCCCGGUCAGAUCAAGGACAUGAUACACGGAAGAACCUUCUUUGCUUUCCUGAUUGUAGGACACACUCUUCAACUUUAAGCCUUGCUAUAUGCAACGCGUUAAGAUGGGCUAUGGAACAGGAUCUCUUCAGGUCCCUGCAGAGGUCUCUGCUGAGUACGUUAAAACAUGGAAGCUGCUUUUAGGCAGGGAAGAUGGGGAAAUGUUGUUUGUAACAUGAGUUUCUUAUGGCACUCCUCAGAUUACCUCAGUAUAGGACAACUGAUCAAUUGUCUUUGUAUAGUUCAUUGGGGUUUUUUUAAAUGACCACCAAAGAAUUUAACUUUGAUUGUCCUAAGCAGAAGGUUUUUUAAAAUGUGCAAGUAGGAAAAAAAAUGUAAGCAUCAUUUACGCUGUAUUUAUUAGAUGCCCAGGAGAGCAAAUUUUAUGCAACUCUAUGCCUUAGACUAGUGUUGGCUAGGAAAUCAAAAUGCAUCUGAUAAGGAGGCUCAAAAUAUUUUAUGGGGUUUCUUUGCUGAGGUCAUGGGUUAUAACUGUGUUUAGUGAUAUGGCUUUUCUAAAGAAACACUUGUGAACAUAGUGUUACUAUCUCAUGAUUAUUGUAAUUUCCAAGUAUUGGGUUUUUUCCUUACUGCUAUAAAAGUCCCAGCUCCUAGAACUAAGGACAUACAUAUCUACAUUUUUAAUGAGCUGAAUUCUUUAUAAUUUAAUCCUGAUGUUUAAGUGUUCCAAAGCAUAUCCCAAUGUUUCAACAAAAAUACCCUGAAAGUAACUAGGUUUUUUUAGAAAACAAGUUAUCCCAAUAGAUCUUGUGGAGCCCAAUUCAAUAUGUUAGGUUCAUCAAGACAGAAAAUCAUUAUACAAAGCUUACUAGAUUAAUUUUUUUCCCCUAGUCAAAUACACUUAAUUUCCAUGGUCACUCAGCAUACCUUAGAAUCUGAAAGGCAUAGAGAGCAAUUGACAUUUUUUUGGAAGUAGCUGGUGUUCAUAUAGCUGAAAUGCCCUACACCUCAGAAAGAGGACAAAGAGAAAUGCGUGCUUUAAAAUGGCAGCAGAUUGCUAAGUGCAAGUUUCUGUUCUGUCGUUUUCAAAAAGGAUUUUUCCUUUUCAUUGUAUUCAGUUUGUAGCAACUUCUGCUUUGGGUCAUGCAAGUAUUGCCUUUAUAGUGCCUAAUGCCUUCUUCUUAGAAACACAAUGAAACCAGGCAAACUCGUGGUAGGUGUUGGGGUUUUUUUACAAUACUUUAAAGAAAAAACUUGUUCAAAAUGGAAUUUUUUAUAUGAUGGCAAUUGCAAAUUUUCUCUAUGAUACAUUUUUAUCUGUUUCCCCUUAACCACUAUUUUUUCUCCUAAACAUCUCUUUCAAAGCAAAAUAUUUUCAAAUUGGCAGAACAGUAAAAUGUGUGUCAUCAAAAACCCUCCCAGACUGUUUCAAUCCAGUAUUUCUUAAUUUGAGACUGGAGUAAACAUGCUUAGUCCUGUAAAUUAUAAAUAGAAACCAUCUUUUUCUCCCCAUCCCUGCCCAAAGAAAUUCAUGCUGCAGUGUUCUAUAACUGUAAUUCAAACACAAGGAAUUGAUUUUCUUAAUAAUGGCCUAUUUCAUAUUUUCCUGUGCUUUUUGUAGAGAAAUAGAUAACCUGCCAAUUUUGACCUUUUAAUUGAACUGAGCAAUGCUAAUUCACUUAAUGAAAAUUUCAUAAUGUCUUGAUAAUGAACAGAUCUUAUUUCAACAGUAAAAUUAUCAGUGUUGUUCAGUGCAUCUAGUCUUCCUUUCAGGAAGACUGGCAGGAGAUGUUUUUCACAUGUAAUGGAAAACUAAUAUAUAAAGAAAAUAUGAGAGGAUGUUCCAUAGUCCUACUUUAAAAAUAGCUGUAAAACUAAAUAUUAUAUAUAGAUAAUUCCACAAUGGAUGUGUAAGACAAAAACCACCACAGUGAUUCCAUUUUGCUUGAUGCUUCCUAUUAAUGAUUGCAUUACUAAUGUUUACUACUGUUUCUCCAUUUAUCUCUCUGCGUCCCUAAGUAUUAAGUUCUUGCAUGUAAGUUUGACAGCUCUGGUAACUAAUAAUUAGCAGUGCAAAAAGUCUUUGUGAAAGGUAAAGUCACAAGUGAUGUAUAUUGCUGAGGAUAACUGAGCUGGAGCAAUAGAUUUAGCUUACAACUAGGAAAUCAUCUUGUCACUCGUGUGAGAGCCACAGAAAAUUAUAUGGGUAAAUACAAAUCAAUUUUUUCACCCAAAUAAUGUAAGUACCUCUUAACUGCAGCAUCCUGAGCGUUACAUUUAUAGCAUCGUCUCUCCCAUUUCUUUGGUUCUGUUUUCAUAGAUUCUGUGUUUUGUGGUAUGAUUUUCAUAUCAUCAAGGUUUGGUGCUGCUUGUUCUAACUGCAAAGAUCUAAUUUUUGCAGGAACUGUACAUGACUGUAUUGUUGUCUUAAGUAAAAGGAGGAGUUUUUGAUGACUUGAGGAAGCUGAGGAGUUUGGAAAGGACUUGAAAGAUCCCUGAUGCGUCUUCAGAGAUGAAUGGUAGCGUCAGCAGGAUUAAUAAAGCAUCAUUUGGUAAUUAUCAAUAGAUCUUUACUGGUUGUAUAAAUUCCUGUAUUUAUAUAUAGAAUAUAGUGUGGAACUUGAUCUUUUUUACAAACAGAAAAACAUUUUCUAGUUCUUUUCUACUACUGUUGCAUUAAGUUUAAUAGCUCUGUUAAGGGUUUGCUUAUGUACUUGAAAAGCUCGUUUCUGCCAUACAGAAGCCCAGUCUAUUUCUCAGAAAUUAUAUUCCUUUUGGAAGCCAUCUGGAGACUUCCAGGAGACUAUUCCUGUAUUGGAGCUAAUACCACAAUUCACAGCAACUUCUAUAGGCUAAAUAGAGAUUGCCCUCAAUAUUUUAAGUGAAAAAAAAAAAAAAGUUUUGAAAAUGUGGGGUUUUUUUCAGUCUGUAGAAUUAAACUUAAAACAUCAUCCCCUCAUCAUCUGUAAAUAAUAAAAUAUUAGCACUGUUAACACUUUGGCAAACUAGUAAAAUGCUGGUAAUUACAGACCUGAGAGUAUUCCUGGACAAAUUAUAAUGCAUUUAGCUGUAGUGGUUAAAGACUUACCACCUUCAGAGCAGUCAACAGAAAAUUCAUAUAUAUACAUGGCAGAAUUGUAAACAUCUGCUUUAAAUAAUUUAAGACCUUGUCUCCCAGUUGACAGAAACACUUUCUAUAUAAGCUCUCUGAUAGCAUUUUGAGUUCAUAUAACCUAUUGCUUAUAUUAGUGAAAGCAGAAGAAGCUGGUGCAUAAUUUAUGUUUAACACAGGUCAUGUCUCUACUAAUGUUCUCUUGCUGCUUCACAGCUCCUGUGUCUGGAUGACUUCCCAGCUGUUUGGCAAGGGAUGAGAACCUUGCAUGUUUCCCCCGUUUCUGUUUAGAAUAGCUGGACAAGCAGGCUAGGAAAAGCUGUAGGAUGCUCCAGGAGAUCUAGAUUGACCAGGGCUUCAGGCUCCGAAGUCAAGCAUAACCAUGGUGAACUAAAAUCCUUUAAGUCACACUCUUGCAACCCCCGCUGAAAACUACAUUUAGCUUGCCAUACCACUAACAGUUAACACCAGCUACUGGAAUGCUGUUCAAAAGAGAAGUGUUUUGGCUAACUCCACCAGGUGUGUAAAGCUUUUGAAAAUACUACAAAUUAUGGAAGCUAUUAGUAGGACGAAUAUGCAAGUGACUUACAUGUAUUUUAUUCUAUGGAACAAAAACACUUUGGAAAAAUGUAGUAUGAUUGAAGGAUUAGUGUUAGAAUUGAAAAGAUACUGAAGGUAAAAGCAAAGCUUAAAGUAAUUUGAUUUUUUUUUUUCCCCCCAAAUUCAUUGGAAACAAUUCUUUUAGGAAGCUGGGUUUGAUCCAGGAAUAGCUAUGUUAUACCAGAGCAUGUGAACUGGAAGAUGAAACCAGGAAGAAAUGAAGCAGCAAGAAGUAAAAUUUGAUAGUUUGUUUUCAUAAUGAAAACCAUGUGAAAAGCCGAAAAUAAAAUCCCCACAGUAUCCCAAAUCCCUACUAUGAACAUUUAAAGUGAAUUAACAUUUUAAGUCCUACUUUUAUUAAACUAAAGUGUUAAUUGGAUAGAAAACUUUUUAGUUCAAUUAAUAACCUCACAUUAACAUGUCAUUAACAGGGAAAGAGAUAUUACUAUCAUAUUGUAUAUACAAUACAUAGAUACAAUACACAGAUACAAUACACAUACAAUACAUAGAUAUUAGUAUGUUUUUCUCCCUGCCUUAUUAGAAGUAAACUGUUUGGGACUGAUUCUCUUUGCAGUUACAGUCAAUUAUUCUGUGAAUAGGGAGGUUGAGGGAAGCUGAUCCAAGCUGCGUGUUCUUGCUUUUCAGGGAUGGAGAGCACACAUGUGCUGACAAGUAGGGCCUGUGUGUCCUUAAUGAGAAUUUUAAGAACAUGAGAUUUUCUACAUGGACAGUUUGUGUUGGUUUACAGCGAGCGCACAUGCUUGCCAUGAAGGCUUCUAGUGGUACUGUCCUCCCACAACAUGCCAUCUCUAUGUAUUAAAAGAGGCAUUUGGACUGUAGCGCUUAGCCAGAUUUCAGAGGAUUUUCUCCAGGCAUCUGUCACUUGUGUCUGUGCUUUCUGUCCUGGAUUUCUGUCUCCUUAAAAUGUGCAUUUUGAAAAAUGCAGUCAUCCGUAUGUACCAUUUUUCCCCUCAAGAAGCAGAGCUUGUGGAGCUGUCCUGAAAUAAUUUUUGUUAGCUGCUCUCUUACAUCAUGCCCUCUAAAUCCUAAAAGAGCUGAAUCAUGGGGCCUCCUAUAGCUGACUGUUACCUAGUCAUUUACUUCAUUGAAGCUUCUUUGUUGAGGGGAUAGAUCAUCACAGGGCAAGAUAAUAUUCAUAGCAGAAAAUGAGAUGUGCAACAGAUGAGAUUUGUACAUCAGGAGUACAAGCCAUUUAGGAGCUUCUGAGAGGUGAAGAGGGCCUGGUCUCUGCACCUGAGAUCUUGUCCUUCUUCAUCGCAGUCAUCACAUACAAAUCAUUUGAUGACAUCUAAUUCUAGCAGCUUCCUGUCUUAAUUCACAGUUCUUAAUAACAGAACUUGGUUCUAUUCACGGAAAAAUUCAUCAUCUUUGCAAACAGAUCUACUGGGACAUAGGCAUGUGCUUAGCUUUAAACAGCACUUCAGUCCUCCUUGGAGGACUGUACUUCAGUCCAUGUACUUCAAUUCUAGCAUUUACGUGUAAGCCUAUAGAGGAUUUGGGUGGGUAGAAAUUGCUCCUCACAUAAAAGUUACUGUCAGACUGAUCAUCAGUACACUUUUAAAUGCCAUACUUAGGAAUGUUCUCUUGCCAGUAUUGGUGUGCGCAUGUGUGUAGUUAUAUAGUACCUAGUUUGUAGAGUGUGUGUGGCAUGCACACCUGUAGAUACAUAUAUAUACAUACCCAGUUUCUGCCCAAUAUGAUGCCAGCUUGUAUGUAGAGCCAAAAAAACCUUAAAACUAUACAAUGCUUGAGAUGCUGCGUUGUUUUUAUUAUAAUAUUUUUUAUAUCAGAUGAAUUGCAGGAUGUUUACAGAUGCUUAUUAAUAUUUAACUUAUACAAUAGAGUGGCAGGAUGUUUAUGAUUGUUGUCAGCUAAAGAACUGUACACAAUUCUGGGUGAAAUUUUGGCUUUGUUGAAAUCCUUGGCAAAACUCCCAUUGAUCUCACUGGGGCCAAGAUUAAACCCCUCUGAAUCUAUUGUUUACUUGCUAUUUUCCUACUGUGAUGAUUUUUUUAAAUGAGUGAAAUGUAUUUAUUUUUUCCCAAUGUGAAAUCUGCAGUUGCUAUUUGGAUUUUUCUGCAGAACCUACAAACUACAACACAGUUGGGAAUAUAUGCCUCAGAGAAUGUACAGAAUUUUUCAUUGAUCUGGUCCUUGCAUAUGCCUAAGAAAAUACCUUCUAAAAUAACUUUUGUAAGAUUUAAUACAGAAUCUUCUAAAAACAGAUCACCUUUCAUACCUCUCUUCACAAAGAGGGCAUGCAGUGUGGCAGGUGAGGGUGAAGAAUUAUUUAUUGAUGAAUAAAAAAAAAAGUAGUACUGUAAUAUAUGUAUUGAUUUCAUACAGCUCACCUGGCUCUGCAGGUCUGGAAUAAGGCACUUGAAGUACCUUUUCAAGAAAAAAAUAAAUGUUAUAUAGUGUAUGGCUUUUAAAUUCUCAUUGAGACAUGGAGGUAUCUUCAGAACCAGUCUGUAGAAUGAGUCUUAAUAUUUCACAGAUGAAUAAAUUUAUGAAAAUAUUGAGUAGUAAGGCAAAUCAGACAACUACUUGACAUUAGAGAAAUCACUUGUUUAGAGACAGAAAGAUCAGUUCUUCAGUAGCACGAGGGAGGAAAAAUACCAUAAUGCAGCGCUUCCUAAAUCCCUUUCCAGGGUAUCUUUUAAUUGUGUAGGCUCUAAGUAUAUUCUUCCUGUAAAAAGACAGAAGGCUGUGAAACAGCUAAACAGAUGCAUCUUAAUUUCUUCAUCUAAGGCUGUAAGUACCAUUUUCAAGCAAGAGCUAUCAUGCACUUUGAAAUAUAUAUGUCUGGAACAGGUAAGUUUGUAUUCAUCGUAGACAGUCAUCCCAGGGCUACAGCAGGAUUUGUAAAAUGAGGUCAUUAUGCCAAUGUUAUCAAAAGCUGAAGAAAUAGCAAACCAGCCGUGUUCCCCCAUGAGGCUCUUUUUGAAGACAUCCAUGCAAAUGCCCACUGUUCCCACGAAUCUUUCCUGUAAUUUUGCUUAAGAAAGGAUCAUAUUCCAAUUCCUACUUUUCCCCUUGCUAAAAAGGAAGGAAGUAUGCCCCUUGGUUGAACUUUCCAGGAGUUUGUUGGCUCUAGAAACAGACCUCAAAAGAGUAAACAGUUCAGGCCGUUAGUGGCUCAUGGGGGACACACAGGGCUCUGCCUGGGCUCCUUAGUCUCCUGAUGUAGAUAUGAUUAUUGAUUUGGGGGAAAAAAAGCUCCUGUUGUGCUCCCACUGCAGUGAGUGGCAAAUCUCCACGGUUCUUAGAGGGAGCAGAUGGGUGUCCAAGUGAGCAGACAACUUUCCUUUUGCAUGCUGGUUAUCUUUCUGUAAUUCUAAUCAGGACUGGAGUUCAGGACACACCAUUAUUUGUCUGAAAGGCCAUGACGAGUAGACGAUAUGCGAGGAAAUUAGGGGGAAGUGGCUGGAGGUCUGGAUUCUGCCUUUAGUUUCCUGCCAUGGAGCUGGUGCAAGACUGCGGGCAGUUCAGUUAACCUUUGUGUGCCUCACUUUCUCCACCCAUGGAGUAGGGAUGCUUUACCACCUUUGUACAGACCCCUCAAAACCUAUAGGAGAGCAGUGGUACAUAAGCAGCUAAGUUUUACUGACACUAUUAUAUGUAGUAUAAAUAAAUUACUUUUGUCCGUAACACUGCAAAAAUUGCUUUUCCUAGUUUCAGUUCUGACUAUUUGAUGACCUACUACAUUCUGGAUAGUCAGUUUUGAAGCUUAGCGAUUGCUCUAGUACUUACAAUUACACACAUAGCGGGCUCUGUUUGCUGCAGAAAAGAGUUAAACUUUAAACUGCCUGACAAAACUUGCCAAUGACGUAUAUCUAACAGAGCAGGGGUGUAAUUUUUGGCUUUAUUUACUUGUAAUAAUGGUAAGGAACAGUGAAUUUUGUUUGUUUACAUACUGUUUACAAUGGCACAGUUUUAUUUUUAAUAUAUAAAAAUCAAUUGAGGUAUUUAUUGCAUAUACUAUUUUAAAGAUGUUUUAUGUGUUUUCACCUUUGGAAUAUAUUGUUACAUUUCCUUGUACAGAUAAUUUGGGUGGCUUUGUUAAUAUAGUUAGUAAUUUUUAUGACUACUAAGUGACCAGUUUUCCGUGCCUUUUUAUUGUUGGAUGCAUGAUUACAUAUUUAUUAUUGUAUGGAAGUCACUGAGAUGUGUAUUUUUGUAUUCUGCUGGAAGCAAUGGUUGAUUUUAUUGUACAUGAUGAGAUGCCUUCCAUAAUGGGCACUCGUAUGAGAUCUUCCUUCUCAAAUAAACAGAAUGCAUUCAAUGUA